Molecule: messenger RNA, 1908 nt
Organism: Cryptococcus deneoformans JEC21
Lineage: Eukaryota; Fungi; Basidiomycota; Tremellomycetes; Tremellales; Cryptococcaceae
Product: expressed protein
Exons: 10
Coding region: 31-1857 (608 amino acids)
Molecular function (GO): protein binding
Source: RefSeq, a predicted model, not a curated record
UUUCAAUUUUGACAUUUAACAUUCGACGACAUGGCUGACGAGGUCAUUGAAGAGUACAUGCAGCCUAGGGAACUCAGUGAUGAUGAGCUCUGGAUGGCGUGGGGCAAGUUUGACAAACUCCCAGCGGAUAUUCUGUAUGAUCUCGAUGACUACAGCACCCCUACUCAUUACAGCAGCAUGCGAAUUACUUAUGAUCUUAUGUCCCCCGGUGCAUCCGCCGACCUUCAUAGUCUCCGGUUGGCCAAGGCGUCGAUAUGGGAAACUGCCGAAAAGUUGAUGACACCAUUCGACGACCGAGGUAUGUCCUUCAGCAGGAGUUAUCAAAAUACCAAGUUUGGUAAUCUUCAAAAGCCACUGGCGAAGAGGCUAGAUGAGCUCGAAAAUUUGAAAGAAAAGGCAAACAAGAAGUAUCGCGAUGGUGAUUUUCAAGAAGCGCUUAAAGGGUAUACCACGGCCUGGAAGGAAGUUCUCCCACAUCACGUUGAAGCUCUACCAGAAUGCGACCCCAACCGGCCGAGGCUUGGAUAUCUCGAGGCUGUCGUCUUUGCAAACAUGUCCGCUACUUGCAUCACCCUCAGCAAGGCCAUUUCGAAGAAAGAUGGGGAAAGAAAGUUUACAAGGAUGGCUCUGAGGUGUGCUUGGGUGACUUUUGAGCUACGCGAGUUUGCAGCGGCGACCACGGUGCGAAAUGCUUUGCUUCGCGCAAAUGAAACUCUCAGAAAGCUCCACGGCUCAAAUCAGAAGCUGGCUCCGCAAUAUCAGCAGAUGUCACAGUACUAUACCCAGCAAUGCAAAGCUCUCGAAAAUAUAUCCAAGGAUACCCUUUUCAAAGAUCUCGAUGCAGAGCUCAAGAUUGCACCUCCGUCUCUCGCGGUUUUACAAACAUUCGGCCCUAGGGCUUGGGCGCAGGACUGGAUUCAAGCUUUACCCCCUAUCCUUCGUCCGCCUCCUGUUGAAACGAUGGAACAACGGAAGAAACCUCGAGACCUCACACCGUAUGAGCUUUGGGCGGGAUGGGGAGACCUUCCGAUCGGAGAAUGGCACAAGGGCCUUGAAAGCUUUGAGAUGGAUAUCCUACACCCCUACCUUCGUGUCAUGUAUGAACUCUCAAGUUCUGGAAGACGCAGGGAGCUCAACAAUCUUCGACUUGCCAAAUUCGACAUUCUCCGGACUAUCAUGUUGAGCACGAUAGGAGAUGUGGAGUUUGACCUUUUCAUGAAGAUGAUCAAGGGUAAGCCGGUGGAUGAACGGCCUUUGAAAGAAAAGGUGGCGAUCGCAGAGCUUAAGAAGGCGAAUGCGAAUAAGAUCUACCGACGAGGAGACAUUCUGGAAGCCGCCGCCGAGUACCUCUUUGCGUGGAGCAUGAUUCUCCCUUAUCACACAACCGCCCUCGCCCCUUCAGAUCCCAUCCGCGCCGAUCUCGGCAAGUUCGAAUCAGCACUAUGGUGUAAUCUUUCGGCAGCCUUCAUUGGAAUUGGAAAAGAGCCUGGAGAUGAAAUGGGCUCGGCUGGGUUCAGGGGUCUGGCGUAUAGAUGUGCGUGGGCAGCAUUUGAGGAGAGGGAAUAUGCCACUGUGAGCACGGUGAAGAAUGCUUGCCUUCGUGCAAAGGACAACUUUUACUUGUCUCGGCUUGGCGGCGGUAACGAUCUGGAAAAGCAAGUGACCGAUGUUCGAACAUUUUUUGUCAAGCAGGCUGAACUCUUGAGUGAUUUACCAAAGGACAUGAUGUACGCAGACGCGCCAGCGAGUAAGAAACUGCCGAUACCGGAUAGGGAGACAAUGAAGCAUUUUGGACCGAAUAUAUGGCCAAGGGAGCAAGAUAUGGAGGAGCUGCAUGAGCCGUUCACCUUUAUGUAGACAGAAAGGGGUGAGACGAAGAAUGAAGUGGUAUGAUGGAUAACCGGAGCA